This is a messenger RNA of Aedes aegypti (yellow fever mosquito), 1372 nucleotides long. RefSeq names its product innexin inx7 (gene Inx7). Gene Ontology annotation, cellular component: gap junction; plasma membrane. The transcript is spliced from 4 exons. The record is from RefSeq and is a predicted model, not a curated record. Gene Ontology annotation, molecular function: gap junction channel activity. Bases 65 to 1288 code for a protein of 407 amino acids. Gene Ontology annotation, biological process: phototransduction. Lineage: Eukaryota; Metazoa; Arthropoda; Insecta; Diptera; Culicidae.
ACGAUUUCAUCAUGUCAGUUUUAUUAGUCAAGUGGAAUGUUAAGCACAUACGAAGGUACCAAACAUGUUGAAUACAUUUUCGGUACUCUCUCCUCAUCUGAAAUUCAAGAAUAAAUUUGUAUCCAUUGAUAAUGUUGCAUUUAAAUUUCACUAUCGAGCUACCUUCACCAUUCUGCUUGUAUGUACACUUCUUGUAACAUCCAGGCAAUACAUAGGAGAGCAUAUACGAUGCAUUACAGGAGGAUCCAUUCCUGAGCAUGUUAUCAACACUUUUUGUUUUUUUACAACUACGUUUACGGUUGUAAGACAUUUCAACGAAUCAAUGCUACAAGAUGGAAACAUACCUCACCCAGGAGUUGGACAUACAUAUUCAGAUGACCCUAUAAAGUACCACGCAUAUUAUCAAUGGGUCCCGUUUGUGUUAUUUAUCCAAGCAAUAUUGUUCUAUGGACCGCAUUAUAUAUGGCGUAAUAUGGAAGGAGGAAAAAUUAAACGUCUUGUGGAUGGUCUUCGUAUGGUUGAAGUUUCAAGAUACUACAAACAAAACAAAGUUGUAACAUUUGACAGCAAAUACACACUAUAUCCCAAAUCGGAACUUGACAAAAAAAUUGAAAUUGCAUGUGAAGCUUUUCACAAGCACAUAAUUUUGAAUCAUAUGUGGGCCUCGAAACACGUACUCUGCGAAACUUUAAAUUUGGUAAAUGUAUUAGCGCAAGUAUGGUUUACAAAUAAGUUUCUAGGAGGACGGUUCUAUAGGCUUGGUUUGGAUUUCAUUGAGGAGGACUUUUCAGGAUCAAUGGAUGUGCUGGAUACUAUAUUUCCAAAGAUUACAAAAUGCCAUUUCCAUAAAUAUGGCCCAUCAGGGACAAUCCAAAAGCAUGAUGCUCUCUGUGUAAUGGCACUGAAUGUGAUAAAUGAGAAAAUAUUCACAUUCCUCUGGUUCUGGUAUGCAGUACUUAUUUUUGUAUCAAUAAGCGCACUUGUAUGGAGAAUAACCACACUCACUUGUCAUGCAAGAUCGGUCAAAUUUAACAGCUUCGUUUUCUGCAAGGUUAGUCCUGGAAUGCUGAACUCAUAUGAUCUGGAUUUCAUAACGGAGAGCCUUUCAUUUUCGGACUGGAUGUUUUUAUAUUAUUUAGGAAGAAAUAUAGACAGUCAUCUUUUCAAGGCUCUGUUUAGAGGUAUUAUUCAAAGGUUCAAUGGAACUCGACAUGAAUCGAGUAAAAAAAUCAGUAAAAAUCAGAACGAUGAGGCUGACGAAACUGAACUUAUAAGUGAAAAACAUUGAUAUACAAAAACAAGAAUAAAAAACAACUUGUAAAACAUUUUUAGUUAACUCCAACUAACAUAAAUUAAAAAAAAUCCAACAAUA